Molecule: messenger RNA, 2097 nt
Organism: Monosiga brevicollis MX1
Lineage: Eukaryota; Choanoflagellata; Craspedida; Salpingoecidae
Exons: 15
Coding region: 1-2097 (698 amino acids)
Biological process (GO): mRNA splicing, via spliceosome
Cellular component (GO): catalytic step 2 spliceosome
Molecular function (GO): RNA binding; ATP binding; RNA helicase activity
Source: RefSeq, a predicted model, not a curated record
AUGGCCGCGAUAGUCGCGACCGUGGCGGACCGGGUCGAGACCGGGACCAGCGCUGGAAUCAUGACCGGGACCAACGCCGUCCCUCGUCCAGCUGCCGUGCCAAACCAGGACCCGAGCAAGCCCAAGCAGCCCCUCUCUCUUGAGGAGCUCAUGAAAAAGCACGAGCGUGCCAAAGAAGAGAGCAACAAGCCAAAGUUCAUGUCCAAAAAGAAGCGCGAGGCGCUGGCCGCACGUUUGGCCGCGGAAGAGAAAGCUCAAAAGGAGCAGCAGGAAAAGGAACUCCGAGACAAACGCAAGCAGCUCGAGCGCGAAGCUCGCGACGCCCGCUUUGGUGAAGGCUUGGCGUGGCAAACCGAGGACGAGCGCAACGCCGAGCUCAAGGAUAUCCGCAAACGCUAUUUUGGUCGUCAACGCGAAAAGCGUAAAAUUCGUCGCAUGAAUGACAAGAAAUUCGUUUUUGACUGGGAUGAGAAGGAUGACACCAGCACCGACUACAACCCCCUGUACAAAGAGAAACACGAGGUGCAGCUCUUUGGCCGCGGUCAUAUUGCUGGCAUUGAUGUGGUCCAGCAAUUAAAGGACAAAGGCGAGUUCUACGAGGCCAUGCUCGAGAAGCGCCGCAGCGAAGAGCAAAAGGCAACUCAUGAGGCAGCCCGCCGCCGCGACGCUCGCGAUCAGGCCAAGAUGGCCAAGCAACGCCACGAUACACGCCACUGGUCGGAGAAGCCUCUGGAUGAGAUGACCAACCGUGACUGGCGUAUCUUCCGCGAGGACUUUAACAUUGCCUGCAAGGGUGGCAACAUCCCGCCGCCCCUGCGCAGCUGGGACGAGGCCGGCCUGAAUCCGGAAAUGCUCAAAGCCAUCCAAAAACUCGGAUUCGAGAAUCCCACGCCCAUCCAACGCGCGGCCAUUCCCAUCGGUCUCAAUAACCGUGACAUUAUCGGCGUGGCCGAGACAGGCAGUGGUAAAACUCUGGCCUUUGUGCUACCCCUGCUCAACUGGAUCAUCUCCCUUCCUCAGCUGGUCCGCGAGCAGGACAUUGAUAAUGGACCCUACGCCGUCAUUUUGGCGCCAACUCGUGAUCUGGCUCAGCAGAUUGAGGAUGAAGCCAACAAGUUUGCGCGCCCCUUGGGCGUGCGAUUGGUCUCCGUCAUUGGUGGCCACAGCCGCGAAGAUCAAAGCUUCAAGCUCAACCAGGGUUGCGAGGUGGUCAUCGCCACCCCGGGUCGUCUGAUUGACGUCCUUGACAACCACUACAUGGUCUUGAACCAGUGCUCAUACAUUGUCAUGGACGAAGCUGACCGCAUGCUGGACAUGGGCUUUGAGCCCGAGGUUCAACGCAUUCUCGAGUACAUUCCCGUUUCCAACAUGAAGCCCGAUACUGAUGAAGCCGAGGACCAGCACUUGUUGGCGGAAAACUCGCGCAACAAGGCGAAAUACCGUCAGACGGUGCUCUUCACAGCCACCAUGCCGACGUCUGUUGAGCGUUUGGCGCGCACGUAUUUGCGCCGUCCCGCCACUGUCAACAUUGGUGUCGCGGGCCGGGCCGCCGAUCGUGUGGAACAACGGGUAUUGAUGUUGUCUGAGAAGCAAAAGCGCAACGAGCUCGUCAAGCUGUUGGAUAGCAUGGAACCGCCAGUUAUCAUCUUUGUCAACCAAAAGAAGGGCGCGGACGUGCUAACAAAGUCGCUUGAGAAGAUGGGCUAUCGAGCAUCGGCGCUCCACGGUGGCAAGUCGCAAGAUCUGCGCGAGCGGGCUCUGUCACAACUCAAGGAUAAGACCAAGGACAUCCUUGUUGCCACCGACGUGGCUGGCCGUGGUAUUGAUAUCAAGGGCAUCUCCAUGGUCAUCAACUACGACAUGGCCAAGAACAUUGAGGACUACACCCAUCGUAUCGGUCGUACGGGACGUGCCGGUAGCAGCGGUGUGGCCGUCACCUUUCUUACUGAGGAGGAUUCCAAGGUCUUUUGGGAUCUCAAGGAGAUGCUCAAGUCGAGCAAGAACAGCGUGUGUCCCCGCGAGCUGGAGCAACACCCCGAGGCCCAGCACAAGCCCGGCACGGCCGUCAACAAGUUUGGUCGCAAGGAAACCCUCUAA